Dromiciops gliroides (monito del monte) is the source of this 933-nucleotide messenger RNA. Its product is annotated as olfactory receptor 13A1-like. The record is from RefSeq and is a predicted model, not a curated record. Gene Ontology annotation, molecular function: G protein-coupled receptor activity; olfactory receptor activity. Gene Ontology annotation, biological process: G protein-coupled receptor signaling pathway. NCBI's taxonomy places the organism in Eukaryota, Metazoa, Chordata, Mammalia, Microbiotheria, Microbiotheriidae. Gene Ontology annotation, cellular component: membrane. Bases 1 to 933 code for a protein of 310 amino acids. The transcript has a single exon.
AUGGCCAAAAGAAACCAGACACAGGUGACUGAGUUCAUUCUCCAAGGCUUCUCUGAGCACCCUGAGCUCAAGAUCCCCUUAUUCAGUUGUUUCCUCUCCUUGUAUAUGGUGGCCCUCAUAGGGAAUGUCUUGAUAAUCAUAGCCAUUGUGCUUAAUACAAAUCUUCAUAGCCCCAUGUACUUUUUCUUGUUCAAUUUGGCCAUGAUGGACAUCAUCUGCACAUCCUCCAUUCUCCCCAAAGUGCUGGAGGGGCUGCUCUCAGAGGAGAACAUCAUCUCCUAUGGGGGAUGUUUGACCCAGCUGUACUUCCUCACUUGGGCGCUAUCAGCAGAAUUGCUCCUUUUCACAGCAAUGGCAUAUGACAGGUAUGUUGCCAUCUGCCACCCCCUACAUUACAGUACUAUGAUGAGCAAGAUUCUCUGUAGUGUGUUGGCAGCUGGAGUGUGGGGAAUCUGUGCCUUCAAUUCUUCUAUACAUACUGGUCUAAUGAUGCGAUUGUCCUUCUGUGGAUCCAAUGUGAUUACUCAUUUCUUCUGUGAGAUCCCCCCUCUCUUGUUGCUCUCCUGUACUUCCACCUAUAUUAACAGUGUCAUGACUGUCUUGGCAGAUGCCUUCUAUGGAGUAUUUAACUUCCUACUGACGUUGGUUUCCUAUGGUUUUAUUAUCUCUAGCAUCCUUAAAAUCAGAUCAGCAGAAGGGAAAAAGAAAGCCUUCUCCACCUGCUCUUCCCAUCUCAUCGUGGCAUCCAUGUAUUAUACUGCUGUGUUCUAUGCCUACCUAAGCCCAGUUGCAAGCUAUAACCCAGAGAAGAGUAAACUGGCUGGUGUGCUCUACUCUGUGUUAAGCCCCACCUUGAAUCCCCUGAUCUACACUCUAAGGAACAAAGAGGUUAAACAAGCCCUCAGGAAGCUCUUUCCUUUCUAUAGAAAUUAA